Molecule: messenger RNA, 612 nt
Organism: Tinamus guttatus (white-throated tinamou)
Lineage: Eukaryota; Metazoa; Chordata; Aves; Tinamiformes; Tinamidae
Source: RefSeq, a predicted model, not a curated record
AUGGCUUUGAGGAGGGCAUCGCGAAUCUGGGAGAUCGGGCGAGCUGUCAUCCCGACAACCCCAGCGCUGCUGAAGCAGGAGCUCUCGGUGCCGCUGUCCCGCGUUGCUGAGCGCUGCCUCCUGCACGUGCAGCUUGGCUCGCCGGGGAAGCCCCCAGCCUGUGACAAGGGGCUGCGGACUCUGGAUGAGCGUCCCCUGGGGAUGCAGGAACGUGUCACCAUCCAUGUCCAGUGUCUUCAGGCGAAGGACAGUGAUGACGAUGAUGAAGUCACUGUUAGCGUGGACCGGGAUCGCUUCAUGGAUGAGUUCUUUGAGCAGGUGGAAGAAAUCCGAGGCUUCAUUGACAAAAUUUCGGAGAACGUGGAGGAAGUGAAGAGGAAGCAUAGUGCCAUUCUUGCUUCGCCCAACCCAGAUGAGAAAACGAAGGAGGAACUGGAAGAGUUAAUGUCUGACAUAAAAAAGACCGCGAACAAAGUGCGCUCCAAGCUAAAGAGUAUUGAACAGAGUAUUGAACAAGAGGAAGGACUGAAUAGGUCAUCUGCUGACCUGAGGAUAAGGAAAACGCAGGUGAGCCUCUGUCCAGGUGGCAUUGGGAAUGGGAGGGGGGAAAAG